This is a messenger RNA of Agrilus planipennis (emerald ash borer), 3623 nucleotides long. Its product is annotated as forkhead box protein N3-like. The record is from RefSeq and is a predicted model, not a curated record. NCBI's taxonomy places the organism in Eukaryota, Metazoa, Arthropoda, Insecta, Coleoptera, Buprestidae. Bases 440 to 1894 code for a protein of 484 amino acids. The transcript has 5 exons. Gene Ontology annotation, biological process: regulation of DNA-templated transcription. Gene Ontology annotation, molecular function: DNA-binding transcription factor activity; cis-regulatory region sequence-specific DNA binding. Gene Ontology annotation, cellular component: nucleus.
CUAUACUUUAGUAAAUAUCUAUGAUAGUUACGUCAGCGUCUAAAUGCUGUUGUCAUAGUAACGGUGGCGCGUCAUAUCAAUUUGCUACGGUUGUGAUUAUACGUCGUUGGCCGUUUGUACCAGAUAAAACAGAUCUACAACAAAGCUGAAGGUCGUUGAUUAAGUCACAUGAUAUGCAUAUAAAAAUGUGCAAAUAUGUCAACUAGUGGUGAAAAACGUUUUUACAAAGUGCAUUAUGACUUAUACGAAUUUAAUAAGAAUAUAAUUUUUAAUGGCUGAUUAAUAACAAUUGAACGCUAAUUUACUAAUGUCGAGAAAUUAAAAGUUGUCCAUAUGGUCUCAGUAACAGUCUCCCAAAAAGUUUAUAUACUUAUGCCUCGAUAUUUAAGCAAUUUACCGUUAAAGACUAAUCACGGCACCUUAAUUGAGUUCACUCUAAAUGAAGAUGUCACCAGAAAAAUCAGGAAUUUCCUUUCAUCAUCAACAGGCCACUACACCAAAAAUGUCAACUCCUUACGAUAGCUCGGCUUCAAUAAAAGAAGCAGAGUCUCCCAUUGCUCUCCUUCUUGCAGUAGCUCAAAGUCAAAAUAGAUCGUCCGACGACGAUCUUACUAGUUUAUCAUGGUUACACGAACAAGACCUACUAAAAGGAAUGAACAUAGUCAACCCCUCACCAUCUACAAGUGUCAAUUCAACCCCUGUUAAAUAUAGCGAAAGUAAUUCGUCAUCAAAUCAAGAAACACCAACGAGUGACUACAUCGAAGAGUCAUCAAUAUCGGCUAGCGAAUCGUCCAGUAGUUCAUUUAACUCCCCAAUUUCCAAUCAUUCACAAACUAGAAGCAAACAUCCUGUCAAUGCUCCUUACGAUCCCAUGAUUCACGUAAACAGUAAACCACCCUAUUCCUUUUCAUCUCUAAUUUUUAUGGCCAUCGAAGACUCUCAUCAGAAAGCUUUGCCGGUUAAAGAAAUCUACGCGUGGAUAUUGGAUCAUUUUCCUUAUUUCCGAAAUGCUCCUACAGGAUGGAAAAACAGCGUCAGGCACAAUCUUUCACUCAACAAAUGCUUCCAGAAAGUCGAAAAGGCGCCAAAUCUCGGAAAAGGUUCUUUAUGGACUGUCGAUUCGCAAUACCGGCCCAACUUGCUUCAAGCGUUGACACGAUCUCCGUUUCAUCCAUGUUCAACCCUAGACCCUACCGUGUACUUUAACAAUAAUAACAAUAGUAGUAACAAUAACAAUCACUAUCGGGCAACUAACGAAAGAAACGAUCAAAAACAAUUACAAACUUUGUUUCCGUAUUUGUCAAAAACUAUCGGUUUCUCGUCCGAAAACAACGUAGCAGUUAAAAAGGAGCUUUCUGAAGAGCCACUGGAUGCAGUAGAUGCCGCGGCUGUGAUGUUGAGUCUGAAAAAUGGUCUCAGGCAUCCGAUCAAGACCGAAAACCAAGUGAUCACCACAUCUCCUAGCCAGGAUCACACUUACAGUGUGAUGGAAGACCUUACCAUACUUAAAGACGAAGCUUUCGAAAGUGAUGACGAAAGAUAUUACACGACGCGUUCUUGCCGAAAAAUAGACUUUGAAGACGAGGAGGAAAGAAGAAUAAAAGAGGGUGCGGAGACACUUCUUGAUUUAGCUGGUGUCAAUUUCGGUAAACGUUGCGCUAAUCAAAAUGACGAUAGCGAUUACCCGAUUAAAAAACGUCGUCUUUCCAAUUUUGAAAGUGAAAAAAAUUACGAGAAACCCGCCCAGUUUAGACCUCGGCUUUUGCGAACAAAGAAAAAAGACAAAAAGAAUGUAAAUAAUAAUAACAUAAAUUCAAAUAAUAAUAAUUUUUCGCAUACCGACGACGACUGGGCGAAAUACCGUCGAGAAUUAGAAGUGGGGCAGAGAAGAUAAUCUUCGAUUAAGUUUUCGUCGAAGUUUUGUAGUAGUGAAAUGAAAAAUUACAAGUUAGAGUCUUUAUAUAUAUUUUAUUGUUUGUUUAUAUUUAUACGUGUAAUUAUAUUUAAAAUAUAAGGAUUGUUUUUUGUUAUGUGUACAUUGGAUUUACAGGUUUUCUAUUUUUCACUAGGAAAUUUUUGUGGGCACGUUGUUGAACAAACAAAUUGUUUUAUCGUUCCAACUUUAUAAAAAGAAAGAGUAUUGCUUGAAUUUUUCGCAAUUUUUUACCUUUUUUAUAAAACUAAAAGGUAACUUCCUAAAUAUAAAAAAUCAAUUUGUUUCAUACUUCCGAAAUUGUAUUAGGUGGAGGAAUAACUCCAAGACAAGACAAAGAUUAUUUGUAAACUUUUUAAAGUAUAUAAAAAAUGAUAUGCGGAAAAAAGACAAUCUGUGUUUAAAACUUAUAAUAAGUUCAACGUUUAAGAAAUUUUUUGGAGGGCAUUUUUAGUAUCACAAACGAUGUAGCGUAUAAAAUUGUGAAAACAUGUUAUCACAAAGGAAAUAAAUCAGUAGGAGGGCCAAAUUGUAUUGUGACUUAAUCUUUUUUCUUUAACAAAAAAAUGGAAAAAGAUUUUACCGUUACAUCUUAAUAGGUUUCACCCUAAACGAAAUUCUGUCUCCUCGACAAGCAUUAAAAUUUCAUUGGGAAAGAAGAAAUUCUUCGAAAUUUGAGAGCAUGAUCAUUUGUUACUCUCAUAUAUUUUUCGAUGAUGAAAGCAAACCUAAAAAAACUCUAAAUCUUCAUUUAAUACUUAAUAGAUUUAAGAACAUCCCUUAAAUAGGGUAAGCGUAAGAUAAAACUGUAACGUGGAGGUAAACGGUAUCUAUGAACUCAAAAAAUUGGUAUAUACACCUGGAGGGCUAAAAACUACCCCUACAAAAUAAAGGAGCAUACAAAAGCUCCAAAAUUGUGUAGAUUUCAAUUUUUUUACGUGACUACAUAGAAACUACAAAAUUCGAGAGAUUUGAAGUCUUUGGAGCUUUUAUACAAUCUACUAACUGUUGCCCGGGUUAAAUCGAUUACAAUUUAAUAAUAGGUAAUGAAAAAAUCAUUUUUUUUUUUUGAAAAAAAAAAAAAUGGGUCACAUUUACUUACAUACAAUUUUGGCCAUCUUCCUUUGUUCGUCUAUUACCAUUUAAACAAAAAUGGUGGGUUUUCCUAUUUGUUUUGUCCAUUGUCGAUUGCUUCACUCAGGGAUUUCGAAUGAAAAUGUGAAACUAACCUAACCAACUUUCUAAAUUUUUCGUUUUCAAUAUCGACGGAAUUUUUAGUACUUAUAAAAUUUAUAUAUGUAGCCAAGUCCCUUUAAAACAAUAACUGAUAUUGUUAGCUAGGAAUUCAAUUCAGAAAUAUAAAAAAGUGAAUGAGAAAUAUUUUACAGACAGAAAAUCGAAACGAAAAUAUUGAGCCCUUAAACAAAAAUGUUUGUCAAUUUUGUAUUGUACUUACAGAGGGUAAUAUAUUUACAUUAUCUAUUUCUUUAACAACAAUGAUUGCGAAAACUCCACCAUUUUAAGUCAUUUAUCAAAGAGUAAUGUAUACCUAGUUCAAUUUUUAUUUUGCUUAAUAAAAUAUCGUUCGUUUAAUACGUAUAGGGUUAACGUUCAAUUUUCAUAAAUGGAUAUUUGUUUUGUGUUUUUGUUUGUGGAUUGCAAGCCCUUGAAGGAAUAAAAGGCUGUCAAU